AUGUGUAAUAAUCCCAAAAUAACUUCACCAUUUUGGGUGCGUUUGCUGACUACUUCAGUCUUGCAUUUGUUUCCUCUCUCUCUCUCUCUUUCUCUCUCUCUCUCUCUCUGUCUGUAUAUCUCUUUGUUUAGUCAAUUUAGCAACUGGAGCCGCAUUCUUUUAACAGUCAGCCUUUUUCUUUCUUUCUUUUCCUUCGUUUCUUUCUUUGUUUUUCAUUGCGCCUUUUUUCUUUUCUUUCUUUUUACUUUCUUUCUUUUCUUCUUUUUUUACUUUCUUUCUUUUUCCCCCAUUUUCUCUCUUCCUUCAUUUUUAAUUUUUUUCCCUUUCUUUGACGCUUGCCUUUUUGCACUUGUCUAUCUGUUUGCUUGUUCGGUUGGUUGCUUGCUUCUUUCUUUCUUUCUUUCUUUCUUUCUUUCUUUCUUUCUUUCUUUCCCUGCGUUUCUUUUUGAUUUCUUUCUUUCCUUCAUUCUUUCGUUUCUUCCGUAUUUCUUUCUUCUUUUCUUUCUUUUUUGGGAUAUUUUUUUUUUUCUUCAAUUUCGUUCUCCGGUUUCUUUCAUCCUUUUCUUUCGUUUUCUUUCUUCACGGCGUCUUUUUUCGACUUUCACUUUCUUUCUUUUUUUCACUACGUCUUUUUCUUUUCUUUCUUCGACUCUAUAUCUUUUGCCUUUUUCCUUUGUUUCUUUCUUUCUUUGUUUGUUUGUUUCUUUCUUUCUUUCCAUCAUUAUCCUUCUUUCUUUAUCUUUUCCCUUUCUUGCUUUUUUGCAUUUGUUUCUUUCUUUCUUUCUUUCUUUCUUUCUUUCUUUCUUUCUUUCUUUCUUUCUUUCUUUCUUUCUUGCCUCCAUUUUUUCGAUUCUUCCGUUUCUUUUAUCUUUCUUUUCCUUUACUUUUUUUCUACAUAUCUAUUUUCUUUGUUUUCUUCGAGUUUUCUUUUUUGUGAUUGUUUGUUGUUUCUUUCUUUCUCUAAUUUCUUUCUUUCUUUUAUUCCGUUUUCUUUCUCUCUUCACUGCGUCUCUUUUCAGACUUUUCCCAUUUUACCUUUUCUUUUUCUUCCUUCCAUGUUUUCUUUCUUUCUUUCUUUCUUCCCCCUUCUUUUCUUUCUUUGUUCUUUCUUUCUUUCUUUUCCUUCGUUUUCUUUUUCAUUCUUUCUUUCUUUCUUUACUUGUCUUUUCAUGUUUUCUCCUUUCUUCUACUCUUUCCAUUUUCGCCAUUGUUUCUUUCUUUCUCUCUUUCGUUCUUUAUCUCUUUCUUUCUUUCUUUCCUUCUUCACUUGUCUUUUUCUCUUUCUUCUGCUCUUCCUUUUUCGCCUUUCUUUCUUUUCACUUUUUAUCUGUUGCUUCACAUUUUGUUCUAUCCCCUUUCGUUCUUUCUGUCCCUUUUUCCUUGCAACAUGUCAAUUCAUUCUGCAGUCGACUUAACCCUCCAUUUUUCGAAUCCACCGCACUGACUCCCCUAUCUUCUUAUUCUCUCUUUCUCUCUUCCUUUCGUUCUGCCUUUCUUUCUUUCUUUCUUUCUUUCUUUCUCUCUUUCUUUCUUUCUUUCUUUCUUUCUUUCUUUCUUUCUUUCUUUCUUUCUUUCUUCGUCCGUUCUAUCUUUCUUUCUUUUUUCUUUCUUUAUUUAACUGGCCUUCCCCCUGUCCACUCAUUCUCUUUCAUUCCCUUUCAAUCAGAUUUCUUUCUUUCUUUCUUUCUUUCUUUCUUUCUUUCUUUCUUUCUUUUUUUUGGUCGUUCUUUUUCGCAUUCAUUUUUUCUUUGA
Molecule: messenger RNA, 1752 nt
Organism: Acanthosepion pharaonis
Lineage: Eukaryota; Metazoa; Mollusca; Cephalopoda; Sepiida; Sepiidae
Source: the annotation of a GenBank genome assembly